This is a messenger RNA of Tupaia belangeri chinensis (Chinese tree shrew), 1029 nucleotides long. It is a transcript of the gene CYB5D2, whose product is annotated as cytochrome b5 domain containing 2. Gene Ontology annotation, cellular component: endomembrane system; membrane. The transcript has 4 exons. Lineage: Eukaryota; Metazoa; Chordata; Mammalia; Scandentia; Tupaiidae. The record is from RefSeq and is a predicted model, not a curated record. The coding region runs from base 78 to 872 and encodes 264 amino acids.
CAUGGGCGUCGCCGCCAUCUUAACUGUGGAUAAAGAGGCGGCAACUUCGGAAGUGCGGUGUGGGUACGGCAGUUCCAAUGCGAAGGGUUUGCGGCCGCGGGCUUUUACUGGGCCUAGCUGUAGCGGCGGCGGCGAUGAUGGCAGCACGACUGAUGGGCUGGUGGCGUCCCCGCGCUGGCUUUCGCCUUCUCAUCCCCGAGGAGCUGGCUCGCUACCGCGGCGGCCCAGGGGACCCGGGCCUUUACUUGGCGUUGCUCGGCCGAGUCUACGAUGUGUCCUCUGGUCGGAGACACUACGAGCCUGGGGCCCACUAUAGCGGCUUCGCAGGCCGGGAUGCAUCCAGAGCCUUUGUGACCGGGGACUACUCCGAAGCCGGCCUUGUGGAUGAUGUAUCUGAUCUGUCAUCCUCUGACAUGCUGACACUUCAAACUUGGCUUUUAUUCUAUGAGAAGAAUUAUGUGUCUGUUGGAAGGGUGAUAGGAAGGUUCUAUGGCAAGGAUGGGCUUCCUACCCCAGAACUGACCCAGGUGGAAACCAUGAUCACCAAAGGCUUGGAGGCAAACAAACAGCAACUGAAAGAGAAACAGAGGUUUCCACCGUGCAAUGCUGAGUGGAGCUCAGCCCGGGGCACCCGGUUCUGGUGCUCUCCGAAGAGUGGAGGCGUGAGCAGAGACUGGACUGGCGUCCCCAGGAAGAUGUAUAAACCAGGUGCCACGGAGCCCCACUGUGUGUGUGUGAGGACCACGGGUCCUCCAAGUGACCAGACACUGGACAACCCUAUACACAGAAAUCGUGGGGACUUGGACCAUCCCAGCUUGGAGGAAUACACAGGCUGCCCACGUCAAGCCACCACAUGCUCCUUACCCCCUUAAGGUGGUGUCUGCUGUGUUGAUAACACACCAAUAGCUUCCUUCCCAGGGAUGCGCAGGCUGCCUGGAUAAGCUGCUGGCCUGGGCCCUGUCAACCGAAACAAGCAAACAUCCAAAAGCCAUAGAAAUAAACAGUACCAGUGUGACUUCUGAAUCCCCA